Messenger RNA from Haplochromis burtoni (Burton's mouthbrooder), 12867 nucleotides. RefSeq names its product exostosin-like glycosyltransferase 3 (gene extl3). The coding region runs from base 8684 to 11434 and encodes 916 amino acids. Gene Ontology annotation, molecular function: glycosyltransferase activity. The record is from RefSeq and is a predicted model, not a curated record. The transcript has 6 exons. Gene Ontology annotation, cellular component: membrane. NCBI's taxonomy places the organism in Eukaryota, Metazoa, Chordata, Actinopteri, Cichliformes, Cichlidae.
GUCGUUGCUGUGCUUUUUUGGAAACCGAAUUUCCCAGAGGAACCCACCCGAGGGAUUAAUAAAGUUUUAUCUUAUCUUAUCUGAAGUGUGUUGGUUGUAGCAGUAUGGCACAGUUUUUACUUUAAAGGCAAACAUUCUCUGGUGUCGGUGUAUGUCACAAUUUUCAUAAUUCAAAUGCCGCUCAGAGAGUAAAUUACAAGUGUUUGAAAACAAAUAUGUGACUUUCAUGCAAACUACAGGUGACUGUGCAACCAAUUUCAUCCAGCAGCAGCCAACAACCUCCAGCAACCACUCUCCAGACAGUUUCAAAAUAUAUAUUUUUCCAUAGAGAUCGCAGGUUGCCAGAUCUGACAUGAUUAUUCUUCAAAGUCUUUUUAAAAGUUUUAUAAAUACAUGGGCUUGGCAUGAGCUUCAAAUGCAUUUCAAAUGGAAAAACAAAGAAGUGCAAUUAAAGACUCGCAGGUGGUUGCGGACAAAAGUUUGUCGUUUUGGGAUUUGAGCCCAGACCGGCCUGUGAUUUUUGGACAAUGGAGCCUGUCUGGCACAGGCAACAAACUGACACCUCCAUCACGCUGCUGAAAGCAGACCGGGUGAGAGACCUUUGGCAAUCCGGAGGCAACUGACAGCAAAUUAUAGUUUAUCUUUUAUCUCUGUAGAUGUAAUUUUCUCCCUUAGCUUGUCUCCUCUCUGUCACAGUCAGAUAUUGUCUGCACUGUGGAUAAAGCAAUAACUGUGAAAAACCCAGUCAAUUCUGUAUGUCACAGUCAGUCUAAGCUUUUAGUUUCACAACAAUUCUCGAUACAAAACAAUAUCUGGGAAACUCUUUGUGCAAAGAGACCGCAGAAGGACGCUGGAGUAUGUGAACCAAUAGAUGCUCUAGAUAACACUCAGCUCCUAAGUAAAUACAAUUUUAACAUAAAAAGCAUGACCGUACUGUUGGGGAAGAGGAAAUGCCAAAGGAAAAUUGUCAAAUACUGCUUUUCAUACCACUUCAAGAAGAAUUAGUUGCGCAUCUCGCCUGAAUUUUGCUCAGCAGGCACCUCAUCUCAUGCAUCUGUUUGAAUGUGGAUUCAGUUUAACUUGAGCGCAUUCACUUCUCCUUCCUGUCCUCUGUAGCAAACUCUAAUUCUUUGUUGUAUUUUUAAAAUCUUUUUCUCUACAUUAAAUUGGACGUUAUUUUGUCUGAGUUUGUGUACAAAGAGAGUCUGUCCAGCAUCAUGAAUAUGUGUUUUCAAAAAGCAAUAAAACUGGAACCUUAAUUAAAGGAAAGCGACAAAAACCAGCUUCAUGUUUUUCUGCCAACUCUGCCCUUUGUUUUCAGGAAGGAGCAAAGUAACAAAGCUAACUAACCAGUUUUGGGAAACCGAAGAAUACAUGAUUAUAUUUUUGCCUACUGUGCGAAUUUCUGGCAGGAAAAAAAAGGCCAAAUAAAAAUUAAAGAUGUCAGAGGAUCUCUUUGGAAGCUUUUUGGAAGCUGAAACUCAUUAGACAAAAAAUGUGUGAGCUAUUGUGUGGUGAAAAAUGGAGGAGUCCUCUGUGUCUCUAUGUCUGCUUUGACUUUAAUUGGCUCUCACAUUCGCAAUUCUCACCACCACGGCGAGAGACUCUCCGUGCCUCACCCCUGCGGGGCAGCUCGUGCCACAGCAGUUAAACAGCAGAGGCUUCACUGACAGAUUAGCACCUCCUGCAAAGGCAGAACGAUUCAUUUUGUUUAUCGCUCUCCGAGCGCUAGGUCACCGAAGAUGUUCGCAGAUGUUGGUCUACAUUACCGGUGUAGGGUCUUUCGAUCAUGUGGGUGAUAUUUGCAUCUGUGCAUGCAUUUCAUGUGAGAUUUACUCUAGGUUGUCUCUUAAAUGAUAAAUAUGUGCACUCCAGAAAGGACACAGGACUUUUAUUUAUUUAUUUAUUUAUUUAUUUUUAAGGCUCGUGUGUAAUCGUUGUCAUACUGCAGGAGCUUUGGAGGUUGGAAGUUACCCAGGCCCAUCUGUCAUGAACUCAUUCCUCCUCUCCCGCCCCUUCCCCGGUCAUCACUCUCUGUCUCUUUCUGUUUAUCUACAUCUCUGUCUGUGUCUGUCUGCGCAAAAUGGUAUUCAGCAGAGUUAUAAAUACUCAUGAUUAGACCUAGUGAUAUUCGCUUGCAAACAAGAGGGCAGUUUAGUGUGGAUUUUCUGUCUGCCUCUGUUUGUCUCCGUCUCUUUUAAUGCACACACGGAUAUAUAAAGGUCAUCGCACCCAUACAUUAUGUAUGGAGUAGGAGGUGAUCCACACGGAGGGCGAAAUUAAUUGCUCCUUCUCUGGGCGAUCAUCGCAGCGAUACCCCUCAUAGUGAUAACGGCCUCAUUGUCAUUUCCUCAGCAUUAUUUGAUAAUGAAAGAGGGAAGAAAUGAGCAUCCACUGAACCGUUUUCAGUUCAUAGAGCAGUGUGGAAAAGUAUUUCAUCCUUAAGUUGGUGUACAGUCAGAAAUGUUUCUGCAUGGUUUUUGGUGUGGAAGAGGUGCAUAUUCCAAAAAAUAGCUUCUCUGUUUAUGAUAUGUAUGUUAAACACACUCAGUAACUGGUGGGGGUUUUUGUUUUGUUUUGUGUUUUUGAUGAGAAUACCUUGGUAAAAUCACUGCAGUCUCUCUGCAACACAAACUGAAGAUUGUAAAACUCAUAAAGUAAGGAUUUAUUGCAGGAAUCCUGCCAGUGAGAGGCAAUUUUUUUCAACUGUAAGAUCAUCUUGGAGGGUGUCGCUUGUGGUGGUGUUGAACUGCGUUGCAUAAUUUAGCAGUGUUUAGCCUACCCCUACAGUGCUUUUCAACAGAUUUAGAUUGAUUUGUGACAGUUGCGGUUGGUAAGAAAUGUGUCCAUGAGUGUGGCUCUCUUAAAUGAAAUAUUAAGCAGAAAUAUUUUUGUUUCUCAUCUUCAGAUAUUUUAUUUGUCAAGUACUCUAUGACAAACAAACAACAAUAUAAUCAGUUCCAGAUGAACUCCAGCUCCAUUGUCUUGGAUGAAGUUGAUGGCUAUCAUUCUUGUCCUUGAUCUGCAGCAUCUGGGCUUUCAUUGUGCUUAGUGUGAUCCUCUGCUAGCAACAGACCUGUCUAAAACUGAGAUAGAGUACAUCUGACUACCGUAUGAAAUCAAACACAAUGAAUUAGGGGAAGCAUCAGGGCUCACUUUGGGGUGAAAAAAGAAUGUGAGGAUUGUUUACUAGAUUGUAGAUGACAGGAUAAUAAUGAUGAUGAUGAUGAUGAUGAUGAUUAUAAUAAUAAUAAUAAAAUAUGUUAGACAUUUCGCAAAUAUACCCCGGAAUUUCACCCAAACCAUUUGUGGAAAGACACUACUAAUAUAAAAGAGAAAAGUCUGAUCAUUUUUCAUUUGCAUGCACAGUAUAUGAGUAAUGCCUUAUGAUAUGCAUUUGGAACAUGAAGAAGUAAUUAAUAGGCUUUCAUAUAUAUAUUAUAUAGUCUGGUAUGUAAGAUUGCUCAGGUUAAGCAGUUUGGAAACAAAGCCAAAGAAGAGAGGCUGAGAUGGUUUGGACAUGUGCAGAGGAGGGAUGGUGGCAUUAUUAGGAAAGGAUGCUGAAUGUGAAGCUGCCAGGCAAGAGGAGAAAAGAACAACCACAGAGACAAGUCAUGGAUGUAGUAAAGGAGACAUGCAGAGGGUUGGUGGGACAGAGGUGAUAGGGUGAGAUGGAGGCAUUGUGGUGUCCCCUAAAGGGAAAAGCUGAAAGAAGAAGACGAAGAUAAUAGUCAGAGGUAGGUGGAGUAUGAACUAGUUUGGGAUCGGUGUGAUUUUUAUAAUUGUUAAACCACAUAAAGUUGCAACAUCAUUCACUGUUAUGCGCUUAUUCUGGAAGCAUAUUUACAACCACAAAAUGAAACGGCAAACAUCACAAAUGAAAUAAAAUGAAAUAUUUCAAGCAAGGUUUAAUGCUACUCAUCAAGUAGCUUCAGCAAUUUAAAUAGGACCAUCAAUUGCUAGCUUUAAUCAAGUACUCUUGUCUUGUCAUAACUCCUAUGAGUGCCUUACAGUUAUUUCUGUAACAUGCUAGUGAUAAAAGUCCUUGAGAUGCCUCUGUCAGCUGUCUGCAGAUGAGCUGUGAUCCAUGGCUACAACAGCUGCUCCCCUCACACAGCCCUACCACUGUGCCUUUCCUGCAGCUGCCUCCACCUCCCCACCACCCCAUCACCUCCACAGGGAAUGCCAUGCUUCGAACUCCUCGAUGAAAUUACAAUUAAUUAUGGGAAAGGUAGUAUGCAAGCGCAAUGAGCCCAAAGCCCCUUAAGGAGAGAGUAAUGCAUCAGGGUAACCUGGAGUCCCAGCAGGCAUUAAGCUUUUCUCAAGUGCAGAAGCGUGUUCUUCGAAGACCUGUUCUUACUGGCCCAGUAAGCUAGAACUGCGUACAUUUAAAUUAAGGUUUCGGUUUUGCCUAGUAUUUAACUACAGCGGUAUGUUAGCGAUGCAUUAAAGUGACAAGAAACACUGUUUGACCUUUUACAUAUGCUCCCCAGCUAGGAAAAUAACAAGUAGUAAAAUGAAAUGCAAAUAUGAUAAACUCGAUUCCCCCCUCAGAGCUCUACUGUAAGGUAAGGUGUUUAGAUCAUUUUUACAAUAAGUGGUCCCGGUCCUACAGUGCAUAUAAGCUUCACACUGCUGCAGUAUGUGCUAAGUGGCUGAAACUAGAGAGAUACUGUAGCCUACUGUAUUGUGUGAUGCAUUGCAACUUUGUCCUUGAGCGGUGUUAUUUUUGAACAUUGUCUUUUAAGUAUACUGCAAGCUGUGGAAACAACAGGCUCAGCUAUUUCACGUCAUUGACAGUGGUGUAACCGGGCGUUUUUUCUACAGGAGUGACCAGGUUUAUUACUUAUUCCUUUAAUAUAAGGAUUCAUAAUGGAAUAAUAAGUAAUUCAUUGGAUUUAUACUUUUUUCAUGAACUAGAUUUGAUUUUUAACAUUUAACUGAAUAAAAAUCCCACAUUGGAACAUUUACUUGUGCAAAACUUGUGCAACGUAACUGCUAAACAACUUGUUUUCUUUAGAUAUGAAAAAAAUAAUCAAAACUGCUUUUGCAAGAGAAUACAGGCAGUUAAAUAUUUCCUUCUGCCCUUGAAUCUAUGACUUCUUCUCGCUGUCUGUCAGACUCGUCAUCUGCUGGCAGGAAAAAAAAACCCUCGCUCUCGACUUUGUUGCAGGAUAUGUCAUUCCUCAGAAACUUCAGCUUUUACUCAUUCACCAGCUGCUCCAGCAGCAGCCUUCCUCCGUGUCACCCCCCCACUCAUAAGAUGUGGUCCUUGAGUCGGACCGAUUGUAGCCAAGUAAAAACCUGUUAUAGCCGAAUGUCACUGCUGUCUGUGUUCUGUGUUUCUUAAAGGAAUUUCCGGACCGUCUCAAAAAGCACUGCCAGGUUGCAGAGACUGUUCAAACAUUUAUACAAGCUCUUGCCCUCAAAUGCCAGCAGCACCCCCACUUCUUCAUUCAGGCUCUGAGCCGAGCACCUGCUGCUGUCAUUCUUUUCACCUCACAUGAAUACGUUUGUUAAUUCCACACGAUGAAUUGCAGAAUGUUUGCAAGCAUCACAACAUAGAUUCUGUCCCACUUUUGUUUUGUUUUUUUAAGGUUUUGUUUCCUGAUUUGUCUCAAGCUGUGAAAUUGAUCUGGAUUAAUAUAAAAACCAGUCCUGCAUCAAACCAGUUUUUAUUCCUCUAAAUCAAAUUAACUCUCCUGGACUCCCACAUUCUGUGUUAUUCAUAGGACUGACCAGCAAUUUGCUGACUGAGUCGUUGGUUGCUCAUUGCACACCAUGUUGAGCAAGAGUGUUUUUUUUUUAUCUGGGUCAUCAGCUGUGCUUGAGCUUCUCCUUUCCCUUGAGAAGACUACAGAACUCCUGGUUUAACUGCAUCAGAGGAUUUCAUCCUCUGAAAAAUGAAUGGAUUGCAUAUCAAAUGCAUAUUGAUUUUCUACUUGAGUAAUGUUAUAUUUGUACUAUAAUAUACAGUGAUUAGCCAUCAUAAUGGAAAAUCUAUGUGAAUAAUUAUGACAUUUGCUGCCUGCGGCCAUUCAGUUAGAGUUGCAAAGUGGCUUUGUGUAAGUGCACACCGUGAUGCAUAAGGUGAAGGCAAGGACAGGCAUGCCGCUAUCGCUGCGUUUCAGUGUUUUAUGUGGCGCACUGUUACAUCUCUUCUGCAAAAACCCACAAAUGGAAAUGGCUACAAUAACAGCUCUUUAGGUGCUUCACACCAAACCAGCUUGCAGCUCAGCUGUAGGUAAUGAUGGCAUUAUCAUUGAUCCCCCACAAAGUAAGUCCACAGUGAUCAAUGCUCUCCCAUGUGUUUUCCAUGCAGACAGCAGUGAGAUUAAGCCGCCUGUAGCAGGAGGCCAGACAGUCUGCAGAUUAGAAAGUUACAACUGAAGGGACUGAGAUUUGGUUUUAUCUAUGUGUGUGUUGCUCUGUCUCCCAGAAGCAGCUAUAGGAAGAGUUUUAGGCCAGCAUGUUUUUGGCUUUGGAUUAGACCCAGUAGUAGUGUUUGCCAACAUCUGCCUGCCAUUACCCGGGUGACACUGGCAGUCAUGCAGUGAUUAAUCGGACUGUUGUGAUAGUUCCCGUUCGGUCACUCUGCACCUCAGGCACAUCACUUAGCAGCAGGAUGGGGGUCAGCGUUCACAGGGUCAUAUGUCCUGGGAGCUUUCUGUGUGUACCUUCCUAACUAAAGCAGAAUGCAGGCCUUUAGUUACUGUGCAGGACUAUCUCAUAUUAACCUGUCAUGCUCUGCAUUCCUGUGUGCAGUUCCACAUUUGUAGCCUGCAAUGUAUCUAUUGCACACUGAUACCCCGAGACUAAAACGUGUAGAAAACUUAAAUCAGUUACAGAUGGUAAAGUUAUUUUAAUCAUGUAAGUAUGUGUGUUGCUGUAUUACAGCUCUGAUUUGCACUAGUUAAUGAAUGCUUUUGGCAAUCUACGUUUGGUUAUUAAAUUAUUGUUUUUAAAUAACUAUAAAUAUCUUUGACAAACGAAGCGAUUAAUGGUUCAUAAAAACAAACAAAACAUCACUGCUUGCUUUUAUGUAUUUAGUGUUUAUCUGGUCGUUUCAGUGGUUUUUCAAGCAGAACCUUUUGAGAUUUCACUCCUGGUGAUGUGAAGAUUUUCCCAUUUGGGGUGGCUGUAGCUCAGAAGGUAAAACAGGUCAUCUACUAAUUGGAAGGUUGGUGGUUUGAUCGCUGGCUGCUGCAGUCUGCAUGCCAAAGUAUCCUUGGGCAAAAUAGUUUCUUCAAGUUUCUCUCUGAUACAUCCUUUGGAGUGUGAGUAAAGAAAAGAGAUGAAGCGCUGCCAUGUUUUUACAAAUAUUCUAAACAGGUGCUCAUCAGUAGGGUGAAAUGACUAAAAAACUUGCUGAGAUUUAAAAAUAUCUAAUAAAAAACUAGAAGCAAGGAACUGCACGACCUACGCGUAUCGACUAAAAAGUCUUCAUCAGGGAAAGAUAGAAAGCACUUAGAAAAUUGCUUGUAUGAAUGGGUGAAUGAGGCAUGUUGUAUAGAGGUGGUUUGAGUGCUCAAGUAGAGUAGAAAAGCGCUCCAAAAGAACCAGUUCACUAAAACGUUGCAGACAAAAUGGUUAGUUUAUUCAAAAUUGUUGGCAAAAAAACCUCGUUACUUUCCUGUGUUGUAAACCUAUUUUUGAGGGAUCAAAAGAAAAAGAAACCCCAAAACAUUUACACAAAGCUGCACACAAGUUAUGAAGAAAAGAUGUCUUGUCAUCACAAAAACAAAUCUUUUACAGAUUUCCCUUAUUGAUAUUAUGCAACGUUUUCAGACUUGCGGCUUUCAAACUUGCAGAUCUAUGGCGGUCAUUCUAGGCAAGAUGGGAUCACAUGCCUGUCGUGUGAUUGGCCGGCCCUUUUCCUCAUUCCUCUCCUUGACAGGCACGCUCACAGACAGAUGCACAGCAGCUGUAUUGCAGGAUGCAGUUUUUCAGGGCGCAGUAAUCUCUAAACAUCAGAAAUGCCAGCCACAUGGAUGCAGCAAGGCGAAGUGAUCACUUGAAGCAGACAGAAUGAAAAAUGGCUUUUUCCCUCAGUUUGUUUUAAGAUCUUAUCUGCGUGCGCUGUGAUCAAACCAGGCUGCAAUGAAAGCGUUACAUCCACAGAUGUUUGAAUCUACCAGUAGCCCGGGGAAUAACAUCCUUAUCAAGAGGAGCUGUUAUGUUGGAAAAAGGUUUCUGAAUCAAGGAGGAGGAAGAAGAGUGGAUUUCUGAGGCACAGUCUCUGGAGAUAUUUCUCAUGAGGGGUGGAUGAAAGAUGGAUGGAAGUGGCCCCUCUCAGCUGUCACACUCUGACCUCUGAGUAGCUAUGUAUUCCCUGCACCCAACGAGGAGGAACCCCUCCCCAGAUGUGGGGCUGUCUUCUCACCCAGAGUUGGAUUAAUAGCCAGAGCUCACAAAACAGAAUGGCAUUAGCUUGUGCAGACUAUGACUCAUCAGAGUUCAUAUCAGAGUACAGGUGAGACUGAGUCUCUAGCCGAUACCUGCAGGACUCUUAAGGAGAAGUAAUCAGCCUUGGAUGACCUUCACAGAAGGAUAGAGUUAUACCCCAGGUUUGAUGAAUUAGUGUCUAUUCCACUGCCUUGUUGACAAGGUCGGCCAUGGCUGCUGCUGAUCGCCAGAGCAAUGGUUCCCUGAAGGGACGAAGAACAGACUGAGAGAGUCAACAAUGCAGCGUAACGGUGGCGGCGUGGGCGUCGGAGGCCAGCCGUGGAUGUUUCGCCGCGUGCGUCUCACGUGGCUCAGUUUCAUGCUCUUCUUCAUCCUGGUCUUCUUCCCGCUUAUUGCCCACUACUACCUCACUACCAUUGAUGAAGCUGGGGAUCGCGACAAGCACAUCUUUGGGCCCCGGCCUGGUGGCGAGCUGUGCGAGGCCAAACAUGUGCAGGACUUGUGCCGUAUCCGCGAGUCGGUCAGUGAGGAGCUGUUGCAGCUGGAGGCAAAGAGGCAGGAGCUCAAUGGGGAGAUCGCCCGACUUAACCUGCGCAUCGAGGCUUGCAAGCGCAGCAUCGACAGUGCCAAGCAAGAUCUACUACAGCUGAAAAAUGUUAUCAGCCAAACGGAGCAUUCUUAUAAAGAACUGAUGGCCCAGAACCAGCCCAAGCUGUCGUUGCCCGUCAGGUUACUUCCCGAUAAGGAGGAUCCGGGGCUGCCACCACCCAAGUCUCCACGCUCCUGCCGCCUGCGCUCCUGCUUUGACUAUGCGCGCUGUCCCCUUACAUCUGGGUUCCCUGUAUAUGUCUAUGACACAGACUCCUACCUAUGGGGGAGCUAUAUUGACCCUCUGGUAAAGCAGGCUUUUGUUGCAUCAGUUAAGAGCAACAUUUAUGUAACUAAUAACCCCAACAUUGCCUGUCUGUAUUUGGUUCUGGUAGGAGAGCUGCAGGAGUCCCCUUCCUUCCCACUGCCAUCUCCUUCAGAGCUGGAGAAGCAACUGAAAGCUCUUCCUUACUGGAGGUCUGAUGGACACAACCAUGUACUGGUGCAUCUCUCUAGAAAGUCUAUGACACAGAACUUCCUGUAUAAUGUGAGCACAGGGCGAGCAGCAGUUGCUCAGUCCACUUUCCUAGAGCAGCAGUACCGUGAGGGUUUUGACCUAGUUGUGUCCCCGCUAGUUCAUGCCCUCUCUGAACCCAACUUUUUAGAAGUCCCACCUCAAGUUCCCGUGAAGAGGAAAUACCUUUUCACAUUCCAGGGGGAGAGGGUGGAGUCCCUGAGGAGCAGCUUACAGGAGGCACCGCCCCAGUCUUUCGAGGAGGAAAUGGAAGGAGAUCCACCAGCCGAUUAUGACGAUCGCAUAAUCGGCACCUUAAAGGCAGUGCAGGACAGCCACUUGGAUCAGGUCCUGGUGGAAUUCACCUGCAAGAACCCGAGGCCAAGUUUGCCAACAGAGUGGGCUCUUUGUGGAGAGAGAGAAGACAGACUGGAGGUCCUCAAGGUUUCUACCUUUGCCCUGGUGAUUGCUGCAGGGGAUGGACAACUUGUAGCAUCAGCAGGCUUUGGGAUGAGGCUGUUUGAGGCUUUAGAAGUGGGGGCUAUCCCUGUUGUCCUGGGGGACCACUCCCGACUGCCUUACCACCAGUUUGUUCGCUGGAGUGAAGCUGCCAUUUUGGUCCCCAAGCCCCGUGUAACAGAGCUACAUUUCCUCUUGAGGAGCCUGUCAGACAAUGACAUGUUGGCUAUGAGGCGACAGGGCCGCUUUCUGUGGGAAACGUACUUCUCAACCUCAGAAAAUGUUCUCAACACCAUUCUGGCCAGUAUCAGAACCAGCAUCCAAGUUCCUGCUGCACCCAUCAAAGAAGAGCCAGUUCAUGAGAUUCCUCACAAAGCCGGGAAGUUGGCUGGGACAGAUGCCAACCUGGCUGACAAUGGUGAUCUGGAUUUGGGUCCCGUCGAGACGGAGCCUCCUUAUGCCUCUCCACGCUUUCUCCGCAACUUCACAUAUACAGCUGCAGACACUUACAGAUCAUGGAACCGGGCCCCGGGGCCCUUCCACCUGUUUCCUCACACUCCUCUUGACCCGGUACUGCCCUCUGAAGCCAAAUUCCUUGGCUCAGGUACUGGUUUCAGGCCUAUUGGAGGAGGUACAGGAGGCUCUGGAAAGGAGUUCCAGGCUGCUCUGGGUGGGAAUGUUCCCCGAGAGCAGUUCACUGUAGUCAUGCUGACUUAUGAGAGGGAGGAGGUCCUGAUGAACUCUCUCGAGAGGCUGAAUGGACUGCCAUACCUUAACAAGGUAGUGGUAGUGUGGAAUUCUCCCAAGCCUCCUUCAGAUGACCUGCUGUGGCCAGACAUCGGCCUGCCCAUUGUGGUGGUCCGCACAGAAAAGAACAGCCUCAACAAUCGCUUCCUACCCUGGGAUGCCGUGGAAACCGAGGCAAUCCUGUCUAUCGACGACGACGCUCACCUUCGCCACGAUGAGAUCAUGUUUGGUUUCAGAGUGUGGCGUGAGGCCAGAGAUCGCAUCGUAGGUUUUCCUGGGAGGUAUCACGCGUGGGACGUCAACCACCAGUCCUGGCUCUACAACUCCAACUACUCCUGUGAGCUCUCCAUGGUCCUGACAGGAGCUGCCUUCUUCCAUAAGUACUACGCGUACCUGUACUCCUAUGUGAUGCCCCAAGCUAUUAGGGAUAUGGUGGACGAAUACAUUAACUGCGAGGACAUCGCCAUGAACUUCCUCGUCUCUCACAUCACCCGCAAACCACCCAUCAAGGUGACGUCUCGUUGGACUUUCCGCUGUCCGGGCUGCCCUCAGGCCCUUUCGCACGACGACUCGCAUUUCCACGAGCGACACAAGUGCAUCAACUUCUUCGUCAAAGUCUACGGCUACAUGCCGCUGCUGUACACGCAGUUUCGUGUGGACUCGGUGCUGUUUAAGACUCGAUUGCCCCACGAUAAGACCAAGUGCUUCAAGUUCAUUUAGCGUCUGGGCGAGCGUCAGCAAAGAGCCAAAAGCAGGGUGAACUGAAGGAGUGAAAAUAGGAGUGAAAAACAGCACCUUCCACUGCAAGCAGUAAUAAAGAUGGAUGGGUGGGCUGCAGGGCAAAUGGAAAGUAAGCCCAGAAAGACAAGUUAAAAGCUGUUGGCUGGCGGUCUAAUCAGCAACACUACUGAAAAUGUGAGGAGUGGAAGCUGGAAGGGACCACUGCCAACAAAAAGAAGCCUUUUCAGUGGAUGUCACUCUUUUUCCCCGUGUUCUCUAAUCAUGCUCAGUCAUCAAACCACUAGCUGCAGAUGUCAUUUGCACCUCUUAACCGCCUGCUGAGGAACGAGGGCGGGGUGUACACAGUGUACAGAAAUUCUCCCAGGUUAGCAACACCUGAUAAUGGGGUUGGCGAGUAACUGACAGAUGCCAGGCUGCGUUUGACCCAGCAGACUUUUAACGGUUUCAGCUGAGAGAUCAAACAGCACACGGCCGCCACUACGCUUUUGUUUUACGGUUACAAACUGUACGUCUUGUACAUGUAUAUGAGCGAAGCACUGAAGGUCAGAAGUAUUUUAUUGAUCUUUUUUUUUUAAUGAUGUCGUUUAAGUGUAAAUCUUUAUGUGGAGUGAACCUUUUCCACAGCCCCUGCCUGUGGGAGAUCAGGCAGGACCUCGAUUGAAAGUCAGCCCAAUCAUGUUUUAAGUAUCGUCGAGUGCUCAAGGGGGAAAAUUCACUUCAGCGGUCACCAUAAUGCCUCAAAUUUGUCAUGAAAACCAGCCACCAUGUUGUCAUUUCAUAUUGCUUACACGAUCUGGACUCGGUGGAAGUGUUCGAAACAGCUUGAUUUUUUUUUUUAUACUAUGAUGUUUGUAAAAUUAGACGUUAAAAAGUAGUAUCGGCUAAUCAAUGUUCGCAGGUAAAGUGCAACAAAGUCAAGAAUAACAGCUGCCAAAAUCAACAAAACAUUGACUUUAUUAUUGCUGAAAGUUUUCAGUGACGGUCAGAAUUAUGGGAAAAUCUUAAAGAGAACAAAAAUGUUUUGUUUAAAAACACUUACUUUGUUUUGUGGUGGAGAAGUGGAGCAGGAUAUCAAUCCCUUUCUCCAAACAGGCUCUUAAAUAUUAAAUCAAAGCCAACAGCUGAUGACCCUAACGUAGCAUAAAAUAAAGACUGGAAACUACCGUGGCUCUGCUUAAUGGUACCAAAUACUGCCCAAUUGCACCUGUAAAGCACACUAAAUAAUCCAAUGGUUCUCAAACUGUGGGGCCAGCCCCACUCUUGGGGCAUAGACCCCCUGAAGGCGGGGCUUGGAGGACAAGGAAAGAACUCCGAGCUAAAGUGAAUGGAGAUGGGUUUUGUAUUGUAAAUAAAUUGACGCUAUGACGCUGACAUUUAUUUUACUUUAACAUUAAACUUGUUAUUGUCACAGA